Molecule: messenger RNA, 404 nt
Organism: Zingiber officinale
Lineage: Eukaryota; Viridiplantae; Streptophyta; Magnoliopsida; Zingiberales; Zingiberaceae
Exons: 4
Coding region: 1-315 (104 amino acids)
Source: RefSeq, a predicted model, not a curated record
AUGGAAAUUUGUUGGAAGAUCCCUAAUUACAUAUCCUCCGGCCCGAUUUCUUCUCCUCACAUUUCUCUUGACCUAAUUUUCCUUACGGCGGCUGCGGCAAUUUUUUCACCUUCUCUGGACUGGUUUGGAUUUGACGUGGCUGGGAGAGACUUUCGGUUUUAUUUACCUUUGUUAGGGUUGGUAGGUGAAGAUGAUGGUGGUAUUGAUGUAAAAAUAUGUAGAAGAAGGAUUUGGACCGAGAAGGAUCUCCAUAAGAUUAUCUUCAACUCUAUCUUUUUCAUGUUCUUGUAUGAUAUUGGAAUUUGGAUACUAUGACAUGUUUGUUAUAACUUUAUUGUAGUGUUUGGUUUAGGGUGUUAGUUGUAGUUGUAUAUUGUUGUAGUUUGUAUUGUUGGAUGAUGAUG